Camponotus floridanus (Florida carpenter ant) is the source of this 4360-nucleotide messenger RNA. RefSeq names its product axin (gene Axn). The transcript has 8 exons. The record is from RefSeq and is a predicted model, not a curated record. NCBI's taxonomy places the organism in Eukaryota, Metazoa, Arthropoda, Insecta, Hymenoptera, Formicidae. The coding region runs from base 858 to 3317 and encodes 819 amino acids. Gene Ontology annotation, biological process: negative regulation of canonical Wnt signaling pathway.
AGUUAAAGCUGAGAAAAUUAUCAACCGAAAAGUGUCGAUCGUAUAAUAUCGUCCUUAUAUUCCUGAAAAUAUUGAGAAGAGGUAUUGAAAGGAAUUAAUCUCCGAUUUGUCCGAUAAGAUUAAUAUAAUCAUGAUAGUACAUGGUUGUAUCGCAAGAUGAUUUCCAACGACGAAAGGUGUCGGGACUUGAGUAAAAUCAGUUUGUUGACCGGUGAUCGAUUGACGAUGAGCAAAGGAGAAAGAACGUGCAUCCCGCCACGGGAGACUUCGAUGCCUCCGUCCGGAAAAUCUCGGCGCGACUGAUGCAGUCACCCGGUUGCGAUCCUCUGUCUGUCGCCGGUUGACCGAUCAACAGACGUUUCCUCCGAGUCAUCGGGGGGUGGAGAUAUCUCUUGUGUCGCGCGCAGACAACUCUUUCGUUAGAAAUUGUGACGAGGAUAAUUCGCGGCGAUCCUGCUUGAAAGAAAGAUUGGAGUUUCUGAAACAUUCGAACUCGUAAACUAGUGGAGAUUAAAAUGAGAUUCGAGUUUGCAAUGCGGAUUUGAGUUUGUAAAGUUUCCUUCUGUGAACUGUGAUAAUUCUGUAAGGAGCAGACUGUAAGGAAUAACUGUGAUAACGGUAUAAACAUAUAUAUUAUUCUUAAUGUAACGCAGUGAAUUUGAAAGAGAAAAUAGACAAGAGUAAAUUAGCUGAUAAUCGGAUACAACUCGACGACGACGAUUACGGCUACGAUGAUGAUGUAUGAACGAAUCGUUUCACCAAAGUCCCAUGAACCGACUUGGAGUCAAGGUUGGGACUAACCAUGUCCUCUAAGAGGCAUCGUGGGCGAAUAUUAAGUGUAGAUAACAAAAUUGUACAUGAGGGCCAUAAUAGAUAGGAUGAGCGCAUCUCGACAUAACGAAGCGCGUUGCUUCAAUGAAAACUCUCCUCGACCACCGGUGCCAGGAGAGGAAACAGGAAGCUAUGUCAGCCGGAUCCGUCCACAGAGUCCCGCUUUGACACCUAGACGUUCUUCUUUCGCGACACUGCACGCCUCCAGCGGUGAUUGCGAUGCUUCCGCGCCAUUGGGAUUUGAGCCGGAGGGUUGUUGCGGAACCACUACCAUGGAGAGCAAUUUGCGUCCUGCUCACGAAAGAUGGGCGGACAAUCUGCACUCCCUGUUAGAGGAUUCGGUGGGUCUAGAGCUAUUUAAGAGGUACCUGGAUGAAGAGGGGCACUUGGAUCCGCUCAUAUUUUGGUUUGCCUGCGAGGGUCUCAAACAACAAGUAGAUGUUGGGAAGAUCCCGCAACUGGUGAAGCUCAUCCAUCAGAGGUUUUUUCGCAAAUCUCGAUUAACCAUACCGGAAAAUGUGAUGAAGGAAGCAGAUCGGCGGGUCAAGGAAGGCCGCGCCGAUCAAAAGGUAUUCGACAUCGUGCAAUUGGAAGUCGAGCGGCUGAUCAACGAGACGACGUAUCCCAACUUCUUCAAGUCCGAUGUAUACCUCCACUAUGUUCAAUCCUGCCAGAAUACCAAUUCAGGCGGUUGCCCGAGUUCGAGUUCGGGCAGUCGCGAGAUGUCCAUCUCUUGCGGGCCGAGUUUACUGCCCACCGUGCACGAAGACAGCGAAUACGUCGACAUCAUGCACAAUUCGCACUCGACCGGCGGGACAUGCGGAGAAAUGAGAGAAUUAAGAUUGACCAAAGAUGUCCUGAUGGCUACCCAACAAAGUAGAGCGAUGGAUCUACGACCGAGGCCAGAGGCGUACGCCGGCAUUUACUUGCAACAUGGGGCUAGUCCAUAUCACAUGCACGUAUCCAGAUUGCACGCACAAUAUUCCUCCUACAAUCCAGUAUCCAGACAGGAUUCUGAGCUUCAGAGUUUGAGCAGUGAUGCACGUACCGAAGUGGACAAUAUGUCCCUCAACGAUGGAUCCAUCGAUGGAAUGAGCGGUGGACAAAGGAGCAAAAAGCAAUAUGUGAAGCAAUCUAGUAGGGCAAUCAAAGAAUCCGCGAAUAUAAAUCGUGAGUCCAUGGUGCACCAUGUCGUCCCGCGAACCCAGCGUAUGGCGUCCCCGAAACAAAUGCCAGCGGAACAAUUCGCGGAAAUGCUCACGCAGAAACUGGAAAUUCUAGCACGAGAGCAAAAAAAUCAAGAGAAACUGGACAAGUGUUUGCAGCAAGGGAACGAUCUGUCCAUCGAUAAUGACAUAUCGUUAGAAGCGAUCAACGGAGCAGUCCAUAAGACUUUAGGUGAUGCGCCGAAGGAAAAAUUGCCCCUGGAGGAAGAUAGCGAUCAAGCGAUCCUCGAUGAACAUGUGUCUCGCGUCUGGUCGGACCAGACACCGUCGAGAACUCCCAGGCUCUCGCCUGAGAGGAGGCGUCCUGCGCACAAUUAUCCACGAUCUUACAAGCAGAGAAAAGAAAAAGACGUGGACUCCACAUUCUCAGUGGAUAGCGGUAAUAUCCACGAUUUCCAGGAUGGCAGCGAGCUCCUCGGGGCUAGUUCUAUGAGUUCGCUAGGCUCGCAUCUGCCCAAAUCUAAAUCCGUGCCAUGCGAUUAUGCCGAUUCCCUCCACAAGCAGGAUCUUUAUCUCCAAGGUCAUGAACAAAGAUUCCGAAGGUCAGACAUGACAAGACGAUCAGCCACAAAGAAGUCAAUGGCAGAAUUAACGGACAGCGGGGUGAGCGUCGUCAGCGACGUGCCGCCUUCCAUAAAUAAGGAUAUUCGUCUGAUACCCCGGUUCAAGGAAACAGACAAGAAGGUGGACUUGAAACACAGUUGUCGUCACGGUAAGAGAUAUGGUUCGCGGAGCGGAUCCUUGGAAAGGCCAAACAGAGAAACAUGGAGCAUGGGUGUACCUGCUCAACCGUUUGUUGCUGAUCCAGGAAUGCCACCUUUAACACCACCUCAUACGGAUAUACAACUAGAGGAGACAUGCAGGAGAUUAAAAGAGGAAAAUAGAAUGCGCGCUAGUUGCAAGCAACGACCUUUGAAUGUUUCCAAACAGACGUACGAGUCCGCGUCGCAGAGUCAACCGUACGUUCAGUCCAAUCAAUCUACAUUGAGGAAACCGAAGCAGGAUGCAGGCGAUUUUACCAUUGUUGUGUUCAGUUUCUGUGACGAGCAGUUUCCAUACAGGACAAAGAUUCCUGGUCACAACGUCACUUUGAAACAGUUCAAAGAGUAUCUUCCGAAGAAAGGGAGCUACCGAUACUUCUUUAAAACGGAAUGCGAGGACUUGGAUAUGAAAGUUAUACAGGAAGAGAUAACGGAUGAUACCGAAGUUUUGCCAUUGUGGGAAGGUAAAGUGAUGGCGCAAGUUAAAGCGCUCGAGUAAUAGACUGAAUAGAAAAAACUGAGCGAGAGAAAAACAUGCACGAUUUUUAACCAAGUGCCGCAAUAAAUAUUUAAGAGAUUCUACCGAUACACACACACACACACACACACACACAUACACUCUAGACCGGCAAAUCGCGCUCGGUAUUUAUAUAUAUAUAUAUAUACAUAACAUAUUAACGCUUGUCACGCGGCCUCCAUCUUUCAUAAUUGCCUAAGAAAAUAGUUUUAAUUGAUAGAAAAAGAAAUUAUCGAAUCGAGCAAUAUCGUUGCACGAAUGAACGCUGCGAAAAAGGAAGAAAUGGCCUCGUAUUAAAUUGUGAAUCGAAUGUCCUCGAAACAAUGUUAUAUUCUUCUUUUCGUUGCCUGCUUCCAAUUUUGCGUCAGAAUCAUUUAGACGCAUCUAAAGCAGACAAGAGCGUUCUUUUUUAUCUUCUCUCUUUGAGAUUAUUUUAUCAACAAAUUUACGCAGCUCGUGCGCGACAGCGCUUUAAUGUACAUAAAUUAGUAUGUAGUGUGAGUUUCACGACAGGGCGACGACAUUACGUCAGUACGGACUUUGCCAAGCGAAAUUAUUUGCCGUAAUUCCGUCUGGUUUGGUAUCAACGUCACUUUUACGGGGCAAUUUGGAAAAGAACGGCAACAAAAGCGCGUCGAAUCGUACCGUAUAUAUAUUGCGACCGGUUAAACAAUUUCUUCCUCUCGCAGACUUCCCAUAGUUUUCCAAACGACUGUACAAAGGUAGUGAUCGUGUAAUUGAUCGCCUUAGUAAGGUCCGCGCAGGCACUAAAUUUACAUAGGUGAGAAUAAUCACAAAUUGGCGUUUAAAAUAUUACGUGUAUUUUACACGAAUAAGACAUUGCGCGUCUUGCUUAAUGCACAUAAUAUAUUUUACGCGAUGCAACGUGCAAUGUGGGGAAUAUAAAAUUGAAAAAAAAAAAAAGUUAUGAAAAUCAUAUUUUUUUUCAUAUUUUAUUGUGCCACUAUUAUCGUUGUCAUUGUCAAUCAUCCGACAUUGCGAAACAAGCUCAUCAAAUAUAGAGC